CAGUCUCGGUGCAGCUACCCAAGUGCUGGGUUGCGCACGAGAGGUGCGCGACGUCAUUGCGAUCCAGGAGCAGACAGAGAGAGUGGGGUAGUGGAUGACAAUGAUGGCCGCCACCAGCGAUGAACGGAGUGUUAUGGAGCCAACGAGGACGACUUCGGGUCCGGGGCAGCCCAUAGACCGACUGAAGCUGCUCUAUCCGAUGGUGAACGAGGAAGAGACACCGUUACCGCGUUCCUGGAGCCCGAAGGACAAGUUCAACUACAUAGGCCUGUCGCAAAACAAUCUCCGCGUUCAUUACAAAGGUUACGGUAAAACUCACAAAGACGCUGCCAGUGUUCGCACAACACACUCCAUACCAGCAGCCUGCGGCCUGUACUACUUCGAGGUGAAGAUCGUGAGCAAAGGACGCGAUGGCUAUAUGGGGAUUGGUCUCUCGGCGCAUGGUGUCAAUGUGAACAGGUUGCCAGGGUGGGACAAACACUCGUAUGGUUAUCACGGCGAUGAUGGUCACAGCUUCUGCUCGUCUGGCACGGGCCAACCUUACGGGCCGACGUUUACUACCGGCGAUGUGAUCGGUUGUGGUGUCAAUUUGGUCGACAACACUGCAUUCUACACGAAGAAUGGUCACCACUUGGGUAUCGCCUUCACGGACCUUCCUCCCAAUCUGUAUCCGACGGUCGGUCUGCAGACUCCUGGUGAAGUUGUAGAUGCUAAUUUUGGGCAAGCACCAUUCGUCUUUGACAUUGGAGACAUGAUCAACGAACUGCGUGUCCGAACGAGAUUACAAAUCAUAAACUAUCCUACACCGGAACACGGUCAGGGCCAGUGGCAAGAAGUUCUUCACAAAAUGGUGUCCACUUAUCUUGUCCAUCAUGGGUAUUGCGCCACCGCUGAAGCGUUCGCUAACAGCACAGGGCAAGUGUUUGAGGAGGAUUACAACUCCAUCAAAAAUCGACAGAGGAUCUUAAAGCUGGUACUUGCCGGACGAAUGGGUGAAGCGAUAGAAUUAACUAGUCGAUUAUAUCCCGGACUUCUCGAUAGGGAUCCGAAUCUAUUAUUCGCGCUGAAAUGCCGUCAGUUCGUUGAAAUGGUGAACGGCAGUGACUCGGAAGUCUGUCAGAGCGGCAACGGUGUUAAUCAAACGAGCGUAAUACAGUCGACCAAAGCGUACGCGAAAUCCUCGAUGAAUAGUAAUGUGGAAGAGAUGAAUAUCAGUAACACGAUGAACGGCAAUAGUGGCCAGCAGUUCGUCAACGGUCAAAUAGAGGAUGACGUUGACAUGGAAGAGAGCGCUGUCAGUGUCGUCAAUGGUGUCAAGAGCAGCAACGGUUAUCAGAACAGCAACGCGAAUUCGAACGGGUACAAGUGUCAAAACGGAGAGGAUGUAGAUAUGGAAGAAAUCGAUAGUGCCAAUCAAAGCAACCAGCAGCAACAGCAGCAGCAAAAUGGCGACUGCAGCAUCAGCACCGAUAAUACGACAAAUAAAAGUAACAAAAAGCAAUUGUGCGGCGGGAACAAGCAGGCGAUCGAGAAGAUGUUGGAGUUUGGUAGACAAUUGUACUCGCAAUCAAUACACCUGAGGCAGCAGCACGGGAAGAACGAGAGCAAUAAGAAGAUGCUGCAGGACGCGUUCAGUCUCUUAGCAUACGCCAAUCCAUGGAAUUCGCCGGUCGGCUGGCAGCUUGAUCCGCAGCAAAGAGAGACAGUCUGUGCAAGGCUGAAUUCAGCUAUAUUGGAAUCCAGCAAUCUUCCGCGUCGACCUCCGUUGGAAGUUGCUGCAUCUCAUGCAAGGGAGCUUGUUCGAUUGAUGUCUAGCGCCGGACUGGGAGCAUGCGGCUUCGCAGUAGUAGAUAAUAUUAUCCAAUAUUGACGGUGCCUACCUCUGCUACCACGUCCGCCUCUUUUGCCAGCGCGAGUUUGGAUGCGGAGGCGGAACGUGGAGCAGAUUAUUCUGUUAACGCAGCAACAUCGCGAUGUCGCGUGCCUCUUCAGCUAGAGCAGCCGGACUUCAUCGGUGCCUUGGCUCGAUCUCACACCACAGACACGACACAAGGUGAACGCUCAGACCUGCCAACCAAAAUGACACCUCAUGAAUUUUUAGCUUAAAUCGGAAGGACGGUCACUUUGGAUUACGCCGACCAAGAGCGAGAAAAAAACGGCAGUUGAUGCUGAUCCUCCGUUCCCGGCGGCCGGUCGUUGCGCGAUCACGGCCGGCCACAACCGCGUUUUUUGACAUGUUGUGACUUUGUAUCAUUUUCUGAAAAGCCCCUUUACUUUUUCCCACUUUUUACUUUCUUUUCUUUUAUAUAGACGUCAGCUUGCCUUUGUUUUGCGAUCCUCUCGAGGGAUGUAAAUUCGCGGUUAACGGCGCGUUACCCGGAAAUGCGCGCUGUAUGGUUUAUUUGGUAGCAUAUGUACCCACCAUUCAUGCCGUCGUUAAAAUUGGUAAGCUGCGACUGUGCAAUACACGACACGAGAAAUGAGAGUACCGUUGUCGGUGAUAAAUCGUAUGAAUGUAUGUAGUCAAAGUCAAUUUGCGUCAGCGGUGUUUCGCUGUGCCGAUGAAGGAGAAGAAGAGAGAGAGAGAAAGAGAGAGAGAGAGAGAGAGAGAGAGAGAGAGAGAGAGAGAGAGAGAGAGAGAGAGCGUCAUUCUUAUGGUCAUAUCGGUGGCACUCUCGUGUGCUCUACGUGUAACGCACUAGGGUAACGCGUAAAAUCAAAUUUAGUUGCAUUUAAAAUGCGAGAGUUAUGUCAGGGUGUUGUCACAUAUGAGAAGAACGAAGAAUCGAUCGAACACGCACCGCUUUCAGGUGUAGCCAAAUUCGUUGAUGGUCCACCGUUAUGGAGGGGAUAACAAAUGACGUGUAUAUAUACAUAAUAAUAAUAAUAACGAUAAUAAUAAUGUGUUUCGUUCGCUUCGGAGAAAUUGAUCGCACGAGCCGAGACUGAUCUCUUCCGUGUAAAAUUCACGCAACUUUACUCGAAAGAAUCGGUAUCAAAAUUUUCACGCGCAGUGCAAACGAUA
Molecule: messenger RNA, 3025 nt
Organism: Harpegnathos saltator (Jerdon's jumping ant)
Lineage: Eukaryota; Metazoa; Arthropoda; Insecta; Hymenoptera; Formicidae
Gene: RanBPM
Product: Ran-binding protein M
Exons: 8
Coding region: 95-1870 (591 amino acids)
Molecular function (GO): protein binding
Source: RefSeq, a predicted model, not a curated record